AUGACCUCCAGUACCGACCUUGAGAAGAGGAGUGAUUUACUGAAAUCUCACAUCAGUGACCAUUAUCUGGUGUAUGCCUUUUUAAAGCUGAAAAUCUCAAAACCCCCUCCUAGCUAUGUGGAAGUCAGAUCUUACAAGAACUAUGACAGCCAGUUUUUUGUCUCUGAUCUCGAGCGUGUGCCAUGGAAUGAAGUUGUCGUUGUUGACGACACGAGUGAUAUGGUUGAUCGAUUUAACAAGCGAUUUCUUGAGGUCCUAGAUGGCCAUGCGCCUGUUAAGUCAGUGAAAGUCAAGCACCGCCACUGACCAUUUGUUAAUGAGGAAAUCAAAGAGCUGAUGCGAAAUGGAGAUAGAUUAUUGAGGCGCGCUCGUUGCACCGGGCUUCCUGUGGACUAGGAACUGUACCGUGACUCCAGACAAGUGGUUAAGAUCAGGCUACGGAAGGCGGAACAAGAAUACAUAAAUAAAGAGAUGGAGGGUUGUCAGAAUACUAGUUCUCAGUGGAAAUUGAUAAGGAAUUGUCUGCCGAGAAAGGAGGCUACGCAGCAAGUGUACACGAGGGAAGUUAAGGCGGUCACAGAGAAGUUUAACGAGUUUUUUGUAUGUGUUGGCGCUAAAGCAUCAGAGGCAUCUAAAGCCUUGAUUGCUACUCAUGAACUGUCUCCGCCAAACGAUUUCACUAGUGGAAUAUAUUCCGGAUGA
This is a messenger RNA of Porites evermanni, 702 nucleotides long. Lineage: Eukaryota; Metazoa; Cnidaria; Anthozoa; Scleractinia; Poritidae. The record is from the annotation of a GenBank genome assembly.